AUUUCAUUUCAUUAAUCAUUUCAUUUGCUUGUGCAACGCAAGAUAAAGGAUUUGUCGUUCACGAAAAUUUUGAUAAAAUCGUAAAAAAAUUACUGUAAAUACAGUUCAGUGUUGUAGUUUAUUACAUUCAGCUUCUUCUGAUUUAACAGUGCUGCGAUAAAGAACAGUGAAUUUAAGUUAAUUUGGUCGUGAAACGUAUGGUGCAGUAAACUUUGCUCAAAAUGAAUAUUAACUCAAGAACACCCAAAACUACGCCUAUAACGGAUGAUUACGAUAUCUCCAACACGGUUCUCGGCCUUGGAAUUAACGGAAAAGUUGUAGAAUGCCACGAGAAACGCACGGGCAUGAAGCGAGCGCUGAAAGUUCUGCACGACAGCACCAAAGCGCGGCGGGAGGUGGAACUGCAUUGGAGAGCGAGCGGGUGCAUUCAUAUUGUUGAGAUCAUCGACGUAUACGACAACACAUACGGUGGCAAGCGAUGCCUGCUUGUUGUGAUGGAGUGCAUGGAUGGCGGAGAGCUGUUCCAAAGAAUACAAGACAACAGAGAGGGCGCCUUCACUGAAAGACAGGCUGCUGAGAUAAUGCACUCAAUAUGCGUAGCAGUCCGUCAUUUACACGACUCGAAUAUAGCACACCGCGACAUCAAACCUGAGAACCUUCUAUACACGAGUAUGGAACCCAACGCGAUACUCAAACUGACUGACUUCGGCUUCGCCAAGGAGACGCUCACACAGGCGGAUACCCUGCAGACUCCUUGCUAUACACCCUACUAUGUCGCACCAGAGGUGCUAGGUCCAGAAAAAUAUGACAAAUCGUGUGACAUAUGGUCAGUAGGUGUGGUCAUGUACAUUCUUCUCUGCGGAUUCCCUCCUUUCUACUCCAAUCACGGGCUGGCGAUAUCACCCGGUAUGAAAAAGCGUAUAAGACUAGGCCAGUACGAUUUCCCAGAGCCGGAAUGGUCUAACGUGUCCGCUGAAGCCAAAAACCUGAUUCGUGGCAUGUUGUCUGUUGACCCUGCUAAACGUUUGACAAUACAUCAGGUUAUGGCAAGUCCGUGGAUACGUCAAUACACCCAAGUGCCGCAAACUCCACUUUACACGCACACGUUGCUGCGCGACGCGGGCGAGGCGUGGGCGGACGUGCAGGACGAGAUGACGCGCUCGCUGGCCACGAUGCGAGUCGACUAUGACCAGGUGCAAAUAAAAGCGCUAGAGCAAAGCAACAAUUCGCUCCUCAACAAACGACGGAACAAAGUGGGUGCCUGAGAUGAAAGCAAGUAGUACUUAAUGAUAGACGCAACCUCACAAAUAUUUUAAUUAACGAGGACCGGUUACAACUAAGUUAGGCCCUUAUCAAAUUUUCUACUCUUUUUAUACAGGGUUUAUUAGAAUGCUAGCAAAUACGAUAACAUUAAGUAAGAUACCACAAAAAACGCGAAACAAAUAAAAAUAAACAAUUUUUUUUUAAAGUUUCCAAUGUAUUGCAAAUAAUACAUCUGACAGACGGUAAAGGUCGAUGAACGUUGCGUGGAUAGGUGCCGCGGGGUCAAUGCCGCGUCGUACGCGGGCAUUGUCUCCGAGAUUUGCAUGCUAUACAUUGCGGAUUUGAAAUUACUAAAACUAUGUAUAAGGCAAAUGGUUAUUGGUAUUGGAUUGUGUUUAGGUAGUAUAAUAAUAGCGCUAAGUUAUUGCUAGCGUUCUAAUAACGCCCUGUAUAUGGCUUAUACACAUGAUAGUCAGAAUUUAACGUGUAUAAGCAGAAUUCUAAGGGCCUUUUACUUAGUUUGUUAGCGUUGCCAACUUUUUAAAUAAAAUUAAAUGUAUGUUUACAAUUUAUGACCUUUAGUUUAUCGUAAUUUUGCGUACAAUAAUUGAUAAUUUAAAUGCUACUCCAGCAUUAAUUAGGUAGCUCGCGCAGUAAUAGUUCGUUCAAUUUCAGCGCUUGCUAGAAACCUUUGGCUUCGGCCACCUUCGGCCUGUUUUGGCCGAAGGUGGCCGAAACCGAAAGUUCGGUCGGACACUACUAGAAUUAUUUGAAAAACGUUUGACAUAGUACGCAUCGUACGAGUUUGGCAUCGUUUUUUGACAUGUCAAACAUGUAAAGUUCGUCAUGUAAGUUUGAUCUUUUACCGGUAGGUACCUACUAUGUAGUCAAUUGACGUUUAAAACAAAGUCCUUUAUAAUAUUUAGUUACAGUUAGUAUAACAAAGUUUGAUCGAAAUGACAUAAUAAGCAAAUUGAUAAAAGCACAUGUCAAGAAAGAAAGUACGGCGUUUUGCCAAGAGCGAUUACCGCACGACACGAUAAAAUGCGGUAACGACUCCGAGCGCCACAUUUUUCUAUAGACCGUGUAUAGUCGCACCGGCCGGUUAAGAGCUAAUAGCAAUAAAACUUU
Molecule: messenger RNA, 2394 nt
Organism: Maniola jurtina (meadow brown)
Lineage: Eukaryota; Metazoa; Arthropoda; Insecta; Lepidoptera; Nymphalidae
Gene: MAPk-Ak2
Product: MAP kinase-activated protein kinase 2
Exons: 8
Coding region: 222-1265 (347 amino acids)
Biological process (GO): intracellular signal transduction; peptidyl-serine phosphorylation; protein autophosphorylation
Cellular component (GO): cytoplasm; nucleus
Molecular function (GO): calmodulin binding; ATP binding; calcium-dependent protein serine/threonine kinase activity
Source: RefSeq, a predicted model, not a curated record